Messenger RNA from Verticillium alfalfae VaMs.102, 2070 nucleotides. RefSeq lists its product as hypothetical. Gene Ontology annotation, biological process: carbohydrate metabolic process. The coding region runs from base 1 to 2070 and encodes 689 amino acids. The transcript is spliced from 4 exons. The record is from RefSeq and is a predicted model, not a curated record. Lineage: Eukaryota; Fungi; Ascomycota; Sordariomycetes; Glomerellales; Plectosphaerellaceae.
AUGGUGUCACUUAGGAGUACGUUCUGGCUCAUGCUGCCUAUCGCGGCGCUCGGCCAGAUCGACAGGCAAGUCCGAGCCCGGAAAACAUCUCUGCCCACGGCCGGCCGCUCUAACACAAACAGGCAUCGCAUCGUGAGCGAUAACAAUAUUGUGCGGACGAAACUGAUCAACAAUGAGACGACACCUCUUCAGGUUGGAAACGGCAACUUUGCCUUUGGCGUAGACACGACUGGCAUGCAGACCUAUCUGCCGUUCAACACCAUGUCGGUGUGGGCGUGGCACAACGAUACCGAGCCCAGCGGCGGGUGUGUUUGCCCCUUUCAGAACAUGAUCAUGACCAAAGAAGCUGAACGAGCAACCUCCCCAGGAAUAAGAUAUCAGACUACACCGGCGUGCCGAUGGAGACCCACGGCCGCAAUGUCUCUUAUGAUAUACCGGACCCCAAGCUCCCCGACGUCUCGCAGUGGCUCAUCAGCAACCCUAACAGAGUCAACCUCGGCCGGAUCGGCCUCCGCUACAGGAACGCCACGCUGUCGGCGGCCCGCAUCUCAGACACGCGCCAGGAGCUCGACCUCUGGAGCGGCGUCAUCACCUCCACGUUCACCGUCGACGGCCGCCCGGUCAAAGUCGUCACGCAGGGCGACUUUGACUCGGACGCCGUCGUCUUUCGAUAUCGACUCGGAGCUGAUCCAGUCCGGAGACCUGACGGUCGAGCUCGACUUUCCGUACCCGCCGAUCCACUCGACAAAGUACAAGUACGAGGUCUUUGUCGGCGUCUACGACUUUCCGGCCAACCACACGACGAGACUGACGCGCAGCUGCGAGGCGAACACGGCGCACAUUUACCACGAGAUGCAGGCGACGAGAUACAACGUCAACCUCCGCUGGCCGGACAUGAGUCCGCUUUCCCUGCAGAAGGUCGAACCAGAGGGUUCAACGGCCCUCACGGCGCACAGGUAUACCCUAGCACCUGCAUCCGGAAGGGGGGAACAGAAGCCAUCUUCGCUCUCGUUCACGGCGCACUUCUCUCCGCGAAAACGCCUGCCAGAUCUGCCGGAGACGAUCAGGGCGCGCAACACGGAUGGAUGGCACGAUUACUGGGAUCAGGGCGGCUUCGUUGACCUGACCGCCUCGACGAACCCAAACGCAACGGAGCUGCAGCGGCGCAUCAUUACUUCGCAGUAUCACGUUCGCGUCAAUAGCGCUGCAAAAGGCGAGUCUCCUCAGGAGAGCGGACUCAUGUUUUUUUGGGUGCUGCUACCGACCUCUUUUGCCCGGGCCAAGCUCAUGGGCUGGGAGGGCGCUCGAUGGCCCAAGAUGACGGACACGAUGACAGGGCGGAGCUCACAGGCCUCAUCAACGCUCUUCUGCUAUGGCAGCAAGUAUGUCACAAUCGUGUACAGCUCGGAAGAGAACCAUCUGACAAAUGCACAGCCACACCCAAUGUACAUGGCGAUGCUGGCGUAUAAGACCAAGCCAACGCAGGAGACCCUUGAACGGUGGGAUCCGAUACUCGAGGCGACUGCCGACUACAUGGCGUCAUACGCCUGGUACAACGAGUCGUCUGGAAAUUACGACCUCGGCCCUCCGCUGGCUCGGCCUGUUCCCGGGCACUGGACGACAGUCGCUUCCAAGUUGUCAAAACCCCCGCAGGUCGACGGUCUGUACGCCGUGUACGAAGGCGUCAACUCGACGUGGUGGCAGGAUCCUAAACUGAACGGAGAUCCACGGAGCCUCAUCAUGAUGCAGGGCAUCCUGCCCAACACGCCGGCGGUAGAUGAGGAGGUCGGACGACGCACGGCAGAUAAGGUGUGGGAGGUCUGGACUGACCAGAAAAUACGGGGCUGGGGGAGACCGAUCCUAGCGAUCAACUCGGCGAGAGUCGGGAACCCAGAGCGUGCUAUUUAUCACUUGACGGCGUAUGAUUAUUGGAAGUUUGACGAUGCUGGCUUCGCCAUUCGAGGCGGUGACGGCGGGACGCCGCCCCCUUUUGUGCCCGGGAACGCCGGGUUUUCUCUUGGCCGGUCAGUUACCAUUUGCUUUCAGUUUGGUGUCGAUGCUGUCUCGUAG